This is a messenger RNA of Brugia malayi, 1905 nucleotides long. It is a transcript of the gene Bma-men-1, whose product is annotated as NAD-dependent malic enzyme, mitochondrial precursor, putative. Gene Ontology annotation, biological process: malate metabolic process; pyruvate metabolic process. The coding region runs from base 1 to 1905 and encodes 634 amino acids. The record is from RefSeq and is a predicted model, not a curated record. Gene Ontology annotation, cellular component: mitochondrion. The transcript is spliced from 14 exons. Lineage: Eukaryota; Metazoa; Nematoda; Chromadorea; Rhabditida; Onchocercidae. Gene Ontology annotation, molecular function: NAD binding; malate dehydrogenase (decarboxylating) (NAD+) activity; malate dehydrogenase (decarboxylating) (NADP+) activity.
AUGGCGUUGCAAUCAGCGCAACUCCGUGUGCUAUGCAAUAAUGCACUGAUAAAUAUGAAAAUGCUAACAUGUAGCACAAUACGUACAAUAUGCACUACGACAGUUAGUUUUUCUGAUUCAGCUGUACCACAGGAAAUGUCGGAGCAAGAAAUGGCAUUGUAUAAAUUAUAUAGACCGGAGCGUGUAACACCCAAAAAACGAGGCACAGAUUUACUAAACGAUAGUCGGAUUAAUAAGGGGAUGGCAUUUAGUUUAUUUGAACGACAAUAUCUUGGAAUACAUGGAUUACUUCCACCGGCAUUUAUGACCGAAGAGCAACAAGCAUAUCGUAUAAUUAGUCAACUUCGGCAACAACCCAAUGAUUUAGCUCGAUACAUACAGUUAGAUGGUUUGCAGGAUCGUAAUGAAAAAUUGUUCUAUCGACUUUUAUGCGAGCAUGUCAAAGAAUUGAUGCCAAUUGUUUAUACGCCAACUGUUGGUUUAGCUUGUCAAAAUUUCGGCUAUAUUUAUCGAAAACCAAAAGGCCUUUAUAUAACAAUCAAUGAUAAUAGUAUUAGCAAAAUUCAUCAUAUUUUAUCUAAUUGGCCGGAAAAAGAUGUCCGAGCGAUUGUAGUAACAGAUGGAGAGCGCAUACUUGGUUUAGGUGAUCUGGGAUGUUACGGUAUUGGUAUACCAGUUGGAAAGCUCGCACUGUAUGUCGCCCUUGGCGGUGUGCAACCGAGGUGGUGUCUCCCGGUGUUGUUAGAUGUUGGAACCAACAAUGAUGAGCUUUUGAAUGAUCCAUUUUAUAUCGGAUUACGCCGUAAACGUGUUCGUGGAAGUGAAUACGAUCGACUUAUCGAAAAUUUUUUCUUAGCUUGUAGAAAAAGAUUUGGGCAACAGGUUCUUAUUCAAUUCGAAGAUUUCGCUAAUCAAAAUGCAUACCGUUUAUUGGAUAUGUACAGAAACAAAUAUUGCACCUUCAAUGAUGACAUACAAGGAACUGCAUCUGUUGCAGUAGCUGGUCUUUUAGCUUGCUGGAAGUAUACUGGUAAACCACUUGCAGAAGGAAAAUUUGUUUUCUUAGGUGCUGGAACUGCAUCAAUGGGUAUCGCUGAAUUAUGUGUAGCAGAAAUGAUAGCAGAGGGUUUGACAAAGGAGCAAGCAUAUGACCGUAUCUUUUUAAUGGAUAUCGAUGGAUUAAUUACAAAACAUAGAGAAAAUUUAGGCGACUUGCAUAAACCAUAUGCAAAAGAUUUGCCUGAAACAAAAAGUUUAUUAGAAGUUGUGAAAAAAGUAAAGCCUUGGGGUUUGAUUGGUGCUUCAACGGCACGUGGGGCUUUUAAUGAAGAAAUUGUUCGCGAGAUGGCAUCAAUUAAUAAACAUCCAAUCAUUUUUGCCCUUUCAAAUCCAACAGAUAAAGCCGAAUGUACAGCAGAAGAUGCAUAUCGUUGGACUAACGGAAAAGUCUUAUUUGCCAGUGGUAGUCCAUUCCCAAAUGUGGAAUAUAAUGGGAAGAUUUUUAAGCCAGGUCAAGGUAAUAAUGCAUAUAUUUUUCCUGGUGUAGGCCUUGGUGCUAUUCUGUUCAACAUUCGCCAUAUCGAUGAUGAAACAUUUCUCAUUGCUGCUCAUGAAGUCGCAAAUACUGUAACAGAGAAGGACUUCAGAGUAGGCCGUUUAUAUCCUCGAUUAGAUCGUAUCCGUGAAAUGUCUGUAAGAAUAGCUAUUGCAGUUGGUGAACAUGCAUAUAAGAAAGGCAUGGCUGGUCUUUAUCCAAAACCAAACAAUACAGAGUAUUUCGUACGUUCCCAAAUCUAUCAAACGUCAUAUGAUGAAUUGAUUAAUGUCACUUAUGAAUGGCCAUCUCAAGACAUGAAGCAUGGCUUUCCGGUGCCAGUUGUACGCCGUGAAAGUGGUGAAGAGUAG